Molecule: messenger RNA, 1458 nt
Organism: Fusarium verticillioides 7600
Lineage: Eukaryota; Fungi; Ascomycota; Sordariomycetes; Hypocreales; Nectriaceae
Source: the annotation of a RefSeq genome assembly
AUGUUAUUAUCCUCAUUAAUCACAAUACCAUUAUUAGGAACAAUAGUUGUAGCUAGUAUAGGAUCAUAUAAAAAAAAUUCAGAGUUAUAUACUAAAACCAUUGCGCUAACUAGUAGUAUAAUAAAUUUAAUUAUAUCAUUAGUUAUGUUUAUUUUAUUUAAUAACAGCUCUAAUCAAUUUCAGUAUGUACAAGAGCACUACAAUGUACAACUAUUCGAUAUUUACUUGGGUGUAGAUGGUAUCUCAAUAUAUUUUAUAUUAUUGACAACAAUAAUAAUGCCUAUAGCAUUAUUAUCUAAUUGAGACUCUAUAAAAGAAAAUGUAAAAUCUUAUUUAAUAAUUAUGUUAUUAUUAGAAACAUUAUUAUUAGCAGUUUUUAUGACAUUAGAUAUAAUGUCAUUCUAUAUAUUCUUUGAAAGUAUAUUACCUCCUUUAUUUAUAUUAAUAGGUUUAUAUGGAUCAGAUAAUAAAGUAAGUGCGAGCUACUAUUUAUUUUUAUAUACACUGUGAGGUUCUUUGUUUUUACUACUGUCCAUUUUAAGUACAUCUUCUAUAAUGGGUAGCACUGAUUUUGAUACAUUAUUUAAACUAAAUUUUGAAUAUAAAACUCAAAUAUUCUUAUUUAUAGGAAUAUUUAUAUCAUUUGCAGUAAAAACUCCUACAAUAUUUUUAAACAAUUGAUUAUUAAAAGCUCACGUUGAAUCCCCUUUAGGUGGAAGUAUUGUAUUAGCCGCGAUUGUAUUAAAAUUAAGUCUAUACGGUGUAUUUAGAUUAAUAUUACCUAUAUUACCGAAAGCUUCUUUAGAUUAUACUUUUGUUGUAUUUACUAUAGCGGUAAUUACAAUAAUAUAUGCUAGCUUUAGUACACUAAGAACUACAGACGUAAAAGAACUAAUAGCCUAUAGUUCAGUCUGUCACGCUUCAGUAUAUUUAAUAGGAGUAUUUAGUAAUACUAUACAAGGAUUAGAGGGUAGUAUCAUAUUAGGUUUAGCCCACGGGUUUGUGUCAAGUGGUUUAUUUAUAUGUGCAGGAGGAAUACUGUAUGAUAGAACAGGUACUAGACUUAUAUAUUUUUAUAGAGGAAUUACUCAAUUAAUGCCUAUAUUUGCUAUAUUAUUCUUUAUAUUAGCUUUAGGAAAUUGCGGUGCUCCAUUAACUUUAAAUUUUGUAGGUGAAUUUAUGUCACUUUAUAGUAUAAUAGAAAGAUUACCAGUAUUAGGUGUUUUCGCUUGCUCUUCUGUAGUAUUUUCUGCAGCCUACACUAUAUAUAUGUUUAAUAGAAUAUCUUUCGGUGGUUCUUUCACUAGAUUCUUAGAAGAAAGUAUAUACGAUGUAAAUAAAAGAGAAUUUAUCUUAUUAUUUAUAUUAGUAUUAUUUACAGUUAUAUUAGGUGUAUAUCCUUCUUUAAUUUUAAACGUAUUAGAUUAUUCUAUGAAUAGUUUAAUAUAUAGUAUAUAA